GUUUGGACUUCUAAAACAUCCUUUUGCAGUGACCAAGCCCACUUGCUAAUGAGACAUCAGCCAGCUCCUUUCCCCCAACUGUAGUGACUUUUGCAGAGUGGAGUGGUGGCCUGGCCAGCAGGCCUCCUCAUCAUCCAACAUGGCACCUAUGGCAGGACACGAGGAACAGUGGCAGCCAUUCCUCCCCCUGCUCUGGCCACCCCUUGCCCCCCACGCUAGCCUGCAUGGUGUGGAUAUCUGUGGGACCCCAGAGGACUGACUGACCGACCUGACUUCCUACUCUCAGUAACAAGCCCCCCAAGAUGUCGAUCGAGUGGCUAGUGGCCUGGAGCUGGUCCCUGGACGGCUUGAGGGACUGCAUCGCCAGCGGCAUCCAGUCUGUGCGUGAUUGUGACACCAGCGCUGUGGUCACUGUGGCUUGUCUGCUUGUCCUGUUUGUGUGGUACUGCUACCACGUGGGCAGAGAGCAGCCACGGCCGUAUGUCUCUGUGAACUCGCUCAUUCAGGGCGCAGAUGCCAACGGGCUGCAGAACGGGUAUGUGUACUGCCAGUCCCCCGAGUGCAUGCGCUGCACCCACAGCGAGGGCCUCAACCAGAAACUCUACCACAACCUGCAGGAGUAUGCCAAGCGCUACUCAUGGUCUGGCAUGGGCCGUAUCCACAAGGGCAUCCGCGAGCAGGGCCGCUACCUCAACAGCCGGCCUUCCAUCCAGAAGCCAGAGGUCUUCUUCCUGCCCGACCUCCCCACCACACCAUACUUCCCUCGGGAUGCGCAGAAACACGAUGUCGAGGUACUAGAGCGGAACUUCCAGACCAUCCUGUGUGAAUUUGAGACCCUCUACAAAGCUUUCUCAAACUGCAGCCUCCCACAGGGCUGGAAAAUGAACAGCACCCCCAGUGGGGAGUGGUUCACCUUUUACUUGGUCAAUCAGGGCGUUUGUGUCCCCAGGAACUGCAGGAAGUGCCCACGGACGUACCGCUUGCUGGGAAGCCUUCGGACCUGUAUUGGGAACAAUGUUUUUGGGAAUGCAUGCAUCUCCGUGCUGAGCCCCGGGACUGUGAUAACCGAGCACUACGGGCCUACAAAUAUCCGCAUCCGGUGCCACUUAGGUCUGAAAACUCCAAGUGGCUGUGAGCUGGUGGUUGGGGGUGAGCCCCAGUGCUGGGCAGAAGGCCGUUGCCUCCUCUUUGAUGACUCUUUCCUGCACACCGCAUCCCAUGGAGGUUUGGCGGAGGAUGGCCCGCGGGUGGUCUUCAUGGUGGAUCUGUGGCAUCCCAAUGUUGCAGCUGCCGAGCGGCAGGCCCUGGAUUUCAUCUUUGCCCCAGGACGAUGAGAAAAUUGCCUAUGUGGGAGCUGGUGAGGGGCAAGGAGCCCAGGUGGCCAUGGGAUAGUCCAGCCACGCCCGAGCUUGGAUUCCACGCUCAGAAACCUAU
This is a messenger RNA of Chinchilla lanigera (long-tailed chinchilla), 1434 nucleotides long. RefSeq names its product aspartate beta-hydroxylase domain containing 2 (gene Asphd2). NCBI's taxonomy places the organism in Eukaryota, Metazoa, Chordata, Mammalia, Rodentia, Chinchillidae. The record is from RefSeq and is a predicted model, not a curated record.